Branchiostoma floridae (Florida lancelet) is the source of this 2036-nucleotide messenger RNA. Its product is annotated as zinc finger protein 271-like. Lineage: Eukaryota; Metazoa; Chordata; Leptocardii; Amphioxiformes; Branchiostomatidae. The record is from RefSeq and is a predicted model, not a curated record. Gene Ontology annotation, cellular component: nucleus. The transcript has 2 exons. The coding region runs from base 1 to 1542 and encodes 513 amino acids.
AUGCGGACUCACACAGGUGAGAAACCCUACAGGUGUGAGGUGUGCAGCAAGCAGUUCAGUCAGCUAAGUAAUCUGAAGAAUCACAUGCGGACUCACACUGGUGAGAAAUCCUACAGGUGUGAGGAGUGCAGCAAGCAGUUCAGUGAGUUGGGUAAUCUGAACAAACACAUGCUGACUCACACUGGUGAAAAACCCUACAGGUGUGAGGACUGCAGCAAGCAGUUCAGUAGGCUGAGUCAUUUGAAGACUCACACGCUGACUCACACAGGUGAGAAACCCUACAGGUGUGAGCAGUGCAGCAAGUAUUUCAGUGAGCUGGGUCAUUUGAAGACUCACAUGCGGACUCACACAGGUGAGAGACCCUACAAAUGUGAGGAGUGUAGCAAACAGUUCAGUCAGCUGGGUGAUCUGAAGAAACACACAAGGACUCACACCGGUGAGAAACCCUACAGGUGUGAGGAGUGCAGCAUGCAGUUCAGUCUGCUUAAUAGCCUGAAGACACACAUGAGGACUCACACAGGGGAGAAACCCUACAGGUGUGAGGAGUGCAGCAAGCAGUUCAGUCUGCUUAAUAGUCUGAAGACACACAUGAGGACUCACACAGGGGAGAAACCCUACAGAUGUGAGGAGUGCAACAAGGAGUUCAGUCUGCUUAAUAGUCUGAAGAUACACAUCAGGACUCACACAGGGGAGAAACCGUACAGGUGUGAGGAGUGCAGCAAGCAGUUCAGUCAGCUGAGUCAUCUUAAGGGACACAUGCGGACUCACACAGGGGAGAAACCCUACAGGUGUGAGGAGUGCAGCAAGCAGUUCAGUCAGCUGAGUAAUCUGAAGAAACACAUGAGGACUCACACCGGUGAGAAAUCCUACAGGUGUGAGGAGUGCAGCAGGCAGUUCAGUGAGCUAGGUAAUCUGAACAAACACAUGCAAACUCACACUGGUGAAAAACCCUACGGGUGUGAGGAGUGCAGCAAGCAGUUCAGUAGGCUGAGUCAUUUGAAGACUCACAUGCGGACUCACACAGGUGAGAAACCCUACAAGUGUGAGGAGUGCAGCAAGUAUUUCAGUGACCUGGGUCAUUUGAAGACUCACAUGCGGACUCACACAGGUGAGAGACCCUACAGAUGUGAGGAGUGCAGCAGGCAGUUCAGUCAGCUGGGUGAUCUGAAGAAACACACAAGGACUCACACAGGUGAGAAACCCUACAGAUGUGAGGAGUGUAGCAAGCAGUUCAGUCUGCUUAAUAGUCUGAAGACACACAUGAGGACUCACACAGGGGAGAAACCCUACAGGUGUGAGGAGUGCAGCAAGCAGUUCAGUCUGCUUAAUAGUCUGAAGACACACAUGAGGACUCACACAGGGGAGAAACCCUACAGGUGUGAGGAGUGCAGCAAGCAGUUCAGUCUGCUUAAUAGUCUGAAGUCUCACAUGCGGACUCACACAGGGGAGAAACCCUACAGGUGUGAGGAGUGCAGCAAGCAGUUCACCACGAGGAGUCAUCUGAAGAAACACAUGCAAACUCACACAGGGCACAGUUCUUAAAGACAAAGGAGUGUCACGAUCCCCCAGCGCAUCAUCCGACUAUUGUCAAAAGCUAAAUAGACUCCUAACAUCCCCAUACAUUGAUUGUACCUUGUCGCGGAUCUUUGAUAUUUUUUGGGGUCAGCUCAUCAUGCAAAUAGUGUUUUGUAUAGUUUGCUUUUGUAACAGCUCUUGUGAAAAGAAUCGUUUUAAGUUGUUGCUGUUAUUGUUUUAUUUCUAUAAUGUCUAAUGAUGUCUAUUUACAGUGUAGAAUUGAGGUGAGACUUAUUCUUAGCACUUUAUAAGUUUUGCUAAAAGCUUCUUUUGAUUUUCUACUUCUUGGUGAAAAUAUGACAUGGAGAUUAUUUUGUAAUCAACAAUUUGUUUGACAGGCUAUUCAUCAUCAGUCCAGUGUAGUGAUAUUAGCAAUAGCUACUUGUAGUACAUAUCUGCAUCCAUUUCAUUUUUAUGUCUUUUUUGUUGAUUAGCAUAUGGUUCAUAAUAACGGUUAAAGU